Molecule: messenger RNA, 373 nt
Organism: Aspergillus costaricaensis CBS 115574
Lineage: Eukaryota; Fungi; Ascomycota; Eurotiomycetes; Eurotiales; Aspergillaceae
Exons: 3
Coding region: 31-270 (79 amino acids)
Source: RefSeq, a predicted model, not a curated record
CUCUCCAUUAAACAAAAACAAACCACAACCAUGUCCAGCUCCGGAAAGGACUUCAGCUACAAGGGCUCCGGCACCAACAGCCAGGGAAACCACUGGUGCUCCCGCGACUACGGAUCCGGUAGCUCUAACUCGAACUCCUACCACUACUCGAACAGCAACGGAUCUUACUACUACUCUAACCCCAAUGGAAGCACCUACUACAACAACGGAAGUGGUGGUUCGACCUACACUCCUCCCAGCGGAAACGGUGGCUCGACCGGAAAGAAAUAAGUGCGAAGCUUAGAGCCUUGGAACGCUGAGGAGGAUCACGUUGAGGCUGAGUGGGAGUAGCUUAGGGUGAUAUCUCCUGUAGCUGUACCAGUUAUUGUUGGGA